Exserohilum turcica Et28A is the source of this 1278-nucleotide messenger RNA. RefSeq lists its product as uncharacterized. NCBI's taxonomy places the organism in Eukaryota, Fungi, Ascomycota, Dothideomycetes, Pleosporales, Pleosporaceae. The transcript is spliced from 6 exons. The record is from RefSeq and is a predicted model, not a curated record. The coding region runs from base 1 to 1278 and encodes 425 amino acids.
AUGCAGCUGCCACCCGUGAGCGUGAUUCUGAGCUGGCCAACCCCAAAUUACCAUGAUCCAGUCACGCGCGGCCCGGCCCUCGUCAUCAUCAAUUCAAUCUUCGUCACCAUCGCCACUCUGACUCUAUUCACUCUCGGUCUGACUACCGUCGUUCUCUUGGCAAACAAGUCGUAUGGAUGGAACAGACAUAUUUGGGAUAUUCCAUUUACCCAGUUCGUUCCCACUGCAAAAAUCGCCAUGACGGCCAAAGUCGUCUUCACAGCAGCCGCAACCUUUACACGCCUCUCUCUGCAUUGCUUCUAUUACCGACUCGUGUCAGAAUCCCAAAAAUCCUGGUUCAAGUGGCUGGUCCAUUUCAAUGUCCUUUACACCUUGUGCAUUUUCAUAUCGUUUACCUUUCUCUCCAUAUUCAUCUGUGUACCAGUCAGUGACUACUGGACAAUUGGCGCACCACCAGAUGCUUGCUUGAAUGAAGCUGUGACGACUUUGGUCUGCGGAAUCAUCAACUGCAUUGCAGAUUUGCUUACAACAAUAACACCUAUUCCCCUAGUGCUGUCUCUGCAAAUGCCCCUGAAUCAGCGUCUAGCUGUGACCUUCCUCUUCGGCAUAGGCCUUCUCGUUACCGCUGCUGGCGUCGUGCGAACAUGGUACAUAUACCGAAGCCUUUUUAACGAGUACGACCAGACGUGGUACGCAUACCCGUUGUGGAUUGCUGCUGCCGUAGAAAUUGAUCUAGGGGUUAUUUGCGCUUCAGCUCCUGUUCUUAAACCACUUCUUGCUAAAAUACCCUUCAGCCUCUCUUCAACUUUCACGAGAGGUAUACAUUUCAAAAAUUCGGUUGUUGACACGUCAAAGACACUGAUAGCUGGCCGAUCAGCAAAUUUUGUAUCAAAGCGAAGAUCGACUGGCCUCCAAAACAUACCAGAACUCGUGGCGGACAAGGGGCAAAGCUAUGAGAUGAAAAAUUGGGCAGAUGGAGAUGCAGGGUUUAUCGACUUGGAAACUGGCAGCCGAGAAGUGACUCUGGAAACCGACCAAGAGCCAAAGAAGGGUGUCACGCGCUUGCUGGAUAAACUGCGAUCAAAGGCAUCGACCCCAGAACCAAACCAUGACAUGUCAAUCACAUUGACUAGUCAGGAUGACAUCUGCAUUGAGCCUGUAAGACUUAGCCAUCUGCGUCAUGAGCAAUACGGGAAUCCUUACGAAAGCCACAUGUCAAUGCCAUUGCCAGUGCUAUCGCCCUUGCCGAUACCAAAACCAUCACGUUGCACACAAUGA